CAUCUUACCACCAACUUUACGAGGGUUGUAGACUGCUAGCGUCCUCCCUUCUGUCAAUACUAUUUGAAUAUGGCUUCUCCUGAUGUUCAUGGGUUUCUGGUUGGUGUUCCUAUUACCUGCCAUGCCUUUAACGCUGACCGCACUCAGGUUGCUGUGAGUCCCAACAACAACAUUGUCAACAUCUACCACAAGACUGGAACUGGCUGGACUCUUGCUCAUGUGCUGACUGAUCAUGAUAAACUGGUUACAUGUGUCGACUGGUCUCAGAAAACCAACAGGAUUGUGACCUGCUCUCAGGACCGAAAUGCCUAUGUUUGGACAUGGGAAGCAUCUGUUCAACAGUGGAAACCCACCCUUGUUUUGCUCCGUAUUAACAGAGCAGCAACGUUUGUUCGUUGGAGUCCGCUGGAUAAUAAGUUUGCUGUUGCUUCUGGUGCUCGUCUAAUCUCCAUCUGCUAUUUUGAGAGCGAAAACAACUGGUGGGUUUCCAAGCAUAUCAAAAAACCAAUUCGCUCGACUGUUUUGUCUCUGGAUUGGCAUCCUGACAAUAUUCUCAUUGUUGCCGGAUCUGCUGAUAUGAAGGCUCGCGUGUUUUCUGCCUGGAUCAAGGGCAUUGACGCAAAAGCUUCCAAUGCAGUAUGGGGUGAAAAACUUCCAUUUGGUACAAUCUGUGGCGAGUUUCCUGCUGGUGGAUGGGUCCAUGGUGUUGCCUUUUCACCAAGCGGAAAUGCCAUUGCCUAUACCAGCCAUGAUUCGACUAUUACUAUUGCCAAUGGUCCAACGGCUCCGCUUCAAACAGUCGUUACCAUGAAUCUGCCAUUUGUAACGCUUUUUUUUGCUUCAGAGCAUGUAAUUGUGGCUGCCGGUCACGAUUGUGCACCUUAUCUGGUUGUGUUUAAAGGCACACAUUGGGAACUUUCUGAAAAGAUUGACGCUGGACGCAAAAAGAGCGUAUCUGGUAAUUCUGCAUUCAACAAGUUCCGUCAAAUGGACAGUCGCGCUCAAGCCACUACAGACACAGAACUGAUGACGACUCAUCAAAAUACAAUUACUUCUGUUCGUCCUUAUUCCGGUACCGAGCAAAAUGUCAGCAAGUUUACUUCUACUGGUGUAGAUGGAAAACUUGUCAUUUGGGAUCUUUUAUCUGCUGGUAUUGCUGGCUUACGUCUGUGAGGACUGCCUGAAUACUCGGCUUAUUCUUUUCAGAUGGUAUUAAAGAUUCAAGAAUAAACAAUGGACUCGACUUUGCAAAGUGUUGAGAAACCC
Molecule: messenger RNA, 1266 nt
Organism: Batrachochytrium dendrobatidis JAM81
Lineage: Eukaryota; Fungi; Chytridiomycota; Chytridiomycetes; Rhizophydiales
Exons: 5
Coding region: 70-1173 (367 amino acids)
Biological process (GO): Arp2/3 complex-mediated actin nucleation
Cellular component (GO): Arp2/3 protein complex; actin cytoskeleton
Molecular function (GO): actin filament binding
Source: RefSeq, a predicted model, not a curated record